AUGUUUGUUGUUGCCGCCAACGGGACAACAAAAAUACAAGAACUCACAAAGGAUGGAAUCUGGAACCACGUAUCGUCUUCUGACAAUCCUGCGGAUAUUAUUUCAAGAGGAAUCGAUCCAUCUGAACUAUUGGCAUCAGAUAUCUGGUGGCACGGGCCAACUUGGUUAUCACAGGACUCUGAUAAUUGGCCCAUUUCAGAAGUUAUCAAUCUUGAAAUCGUUCCCGGAAUUAAAAGAAGCUGCAUUUCAAAUCAAGUUACUCUCAAGAAUCAAGUUUCAACCAUUUCUGAACGUUUCUCGUCCUUUGUAAAAUUACUCAGGGUACUCUCAUAUUGUUUUCGAAUCCGUAAUAAUUUAGCCAGGCCGACUACCGAUUUUAAGAUAGGAUUUCUCACACCCCAAGAAUUAAAGUACACGAAACAUCGACUGAUUAAAUUGGCACAGGCAGAAUCUUUUCGCACUGAUAUUCAAUGUAUUGAACAAAAAAGGGAACUUGCGAACUCUAGCAAACUUAAAUCACUCACACCGUUUCUUGAUGAAUUCGGUCUUCUCAGAGUGGGCGGAAGGCUUAACAACGCAUCUCUUCCUUUUGAUAAAAAACAUCCCAUUAUAUUACCAUCGGAUCACCUGUUAACGAAGUUAAUUAUUAAGGACGAACAUAAACGAUUAAUGCACGCUGGAUGUCAAAGCGUGGUAGCAUCUCUGCGAGAACAGUACUGGCCACUUUCAUGUAAAAACAUUGUCAAGACAGUACUUCGAAAAUGCGUGCAAUGUUUCCGAGUCAAGCCAGUAGGUACAGAACAUGUUAUGGGAAACUUACCUGCAGGACGAGUCACACUAGCUCGUCCCUUUAAUUCCAGUGGAGUCGAUUAUGCAGGGCCGUUCCUUGUUAAAGAUAGAACUCGAAGUCGAACAACUACGAAAGCAUAUUUAUGUAUAUUUGUAUGCUUUGUGACAAAGGCCGUUCAUUUAGAGUUAGCGAUAGAUUUAACGACCUACGGAUUCUUAAGUUGCCUUCAACGUUUUAUAUCUCGGCGAGGUCGUCUUCAAACAUAUACUCAGAUAACGGAACAAAUUUUGUCGGCGCUCGGAACGAGCUUAACGAACUUGCGAAAUUAUUACGUGACUCUAAACACCAAGAAAAUGUAA
This is a messenger RNA of Belonocnema kinseyi, 1149 nucleotides long. RefSeq lists its product as uncharacterized. The coding region runs from base 1 to 1149 and encodes 382 amino acids. The record is from RefSeq and is a predicted model, not a curated record. Lineage: Eukaryota; Metazoa; Arthropoda; Insecta; Hymenoptera; Cynipidae. Gene Ontology annotation, molecular function: nucleic acid binding. The transcript is spliced from 2 exons.